AUGGUAGACUCGAUCAACCGUAUUGCAUCCGCAUUGGAUACGGCCAAAGUGAUAACGAGGGAAGCCGCCGCGGUGGCCACUUCCAAGCUAGGUGAAUCCUCUUAUGCUUAUUAUUCCCAAAAUAUCAAUCCUCAACAGCUGUUCACUUUAUUAAACUCUCGAAACUCUAGAGAGAUUAGGGAUGCCAUGAAAAGGAUCAUAUCCAUUAUGGCUUCUGACGAUGACUCUAUCGACGUUCAAGUAUAUUUUGCGGAUGUCGUGAAGAAUAUUACCACUAAUGACACCAAAGUGAAAAGGCUCAUUCAUCUCUAUUUACUGCGAUUUGCAGAAAAUGACCCAAAUUUGACCCUCUUAUCCAUCAAUUCUCUCCAAAAAUCAUUGUCUGAUUCGAGUUCCGAGCUGAGAUGCUUUGCCCUAAGCGCCCUUUCUGAUUUGAAAAUGUCAUCACUAGCACCUAUAGUUUUGCAUACUGUCAAAAAGUUAGUCACAGAUCCAUCUGCGAUGGUUCGUGGUGAGGUCGCUCUGGCCAUUAUCAAACUAUAUAGAGCUGGAAAGCACGAGUAUCAUGAGGAGCUGUUGGAGAUUUUAAACUUUUUAAUGGCAGAUACAGAUCCUAAAGUGAUAUCAUGUGCUAUCUUUGCUUUCAAAGAAUGUUACGCUGAUCACCUGGAAUUAUUACAUGGACAUUUCCGCAGGUACUGUAAAGUUAUUAGGCAGUUAGAUUCGUGGUCGCAAUCGUAUUUAAUCGAACUAUUGAUUAGGUACUGUAAACAGUUCUUGCCAAAACCCACCGUGGUAGAUAAGUCGUCAGAAGGUUCUUUAAGAAGUUGUCCAUUACCAGAUAGGUACAAUGAGAUCGAAUACCCGCUUUACGAUGUGGUAAAUCACCCUGAUUUGGAUCUAUUUCUAAAAAGUUUAAAUCAUUUAAUUUACAGUUCCAACCCUGCAGUAAUUUUAUCAUGCUGCAAUGCUCUAUAUCAGUUGGCUUCACCAAUGCAGAUGAAAAAUACUAGAUUUAUCGAAGCAUUGGUAAGAACUGUGACUACAACCACAAAUCAAGGUAACAAAGAAAUGCUUUUGCAGACAGUUCACUUUUUAUCGAUUCUGGACCAAACUUUAUUUUUACCUUUCAUCAAAAAAUUUUUUCUCUUGCCCACAGACCCUAUUGUUGUAUCUGUCUGGAAGAUCCAGAUUUUGUCAAUGCUGAUAAACGAAUCAAAUGUUAAGGAAAUAUUCAAAGAAUUGAAAUACUAUGUAGGUAGUGCUCAUCUUCCAGAAAAAGUUGUCAUUAUGGCGGUUAAAGGGCUGUCGCAAUGUGGUCGAUUGUCAACAAGUUGGGAAUCUCAUGUAAUGAAGUGGUUAAUUAAUCACAUGGAAUCCCAUAACUUGUCCGCUUCUGUCCUAGAUGCAUAUGUGAAUGUUAUUAGAAUGUUAGUGCAAAAAAAUCCUACAAAACAUUUACGUAUAAUUUUUAAACUCGCUGAUUUAUUGGCUGCUCAAAGGAGUUUGGCCGAUAACGCCCGUGCAGGUAUUGUUUGGUUAUUUGGUGAAAUCGCCUCGAUUGAAUUUAAGAUAUGUCCAGACGUUUUGAGAAAGUUGAUUCCGAAUUUUCCGGAAGAAGGACCUGAAACAAGAUGUCAGAUCUUAGUGUUAUCAGCAAAACUAUUGUCAUAUGAUAUUGACAAUUUCAAGCAAGCGCAAAACCCUGCAAAUGGAGAUUCUAAUGCAGAAGAAUACAAUCAGAAUCACACAUACUAUGACUUUAGCAGCUCUAGGAUUUCCCAAAUGUACAAUGCGGUCCUUUACUUAGCAAAAUACGAUGACGAGUUUGAUAUCAGGGAUAGAGCAAGAAUGGUUUCAUCUUUGUUCGAUUCAGGGAAAUACGAAAUUGUUUCAUUGUUAUUACAAGCACCUAAACCCACUACAAGGAACGAUGACUUCAUCAUUUCUGCGAGACUGGAAAUACACGCUCCAGAAAUUAGGAACUUUUUCAAAGUGCUCCCUUGGAAUACGGAGAUUUCUGAAGCAGACAACGAUGUCAGAGUAGGUGUAGCAUUGAAAGACUACAAUAAAUAUAAAAAGAGUUUUUCAUCUCAAUCUUUCAUCAGUGUCAAUUCGGCAAGAUCAUUUACCUCUACUUCCAAUGCAAAUUCGGCGGGAAUUAAUGAUGACAGUAAUGAUGGUAACGGCAUCUCAGGUAAAAGCAACAUAAACACGUUUGCUUCUCAAAAUGGGAAAAAAUAUCGUUUGCAAAGCUUGGACGAAUUUUUUUCUGACAUACCAGAAAGGAAGAGCAAGUCAAAGAGGAUUAUAAGAGUAGAGGAAGAAAGUAGCGACGAAGAUGAAGACGAAUCGGAAGAAAGUAGUGAUGAAUACAGUGACUCAUCUUUGGAAACAUUUUCUUCACAUUAG
Messenger RNA from Saccharomyces kudriavzevii IFO 1802, 2412 nucleotides. It is a transcript of the gene APL6, whose product is annotated as AP-3 complex subunit beta. Bases 1 to 2412 code for a protein of 803 amino acids. Gene Ontology annotation, cellular component: membrane coat. The record is from RefSeq and is a predicted model, not a curated record. Gene Ontology annotation, biological process: vesicle-mediated transport; intracellular protein transport. The transcript has a single exon. Lineage: Eukaryota; Fungi; Ascomycota; Saccharomycetes; Saccharomycetales; Saccharomycetaceae.